Molecule: messenger RNA, 2181 nt
Organism: Vanderwaltozyma polyspora DSM 70294
Lineage: Eukaryota; Fungi; Ascomycota; Saccharomycetes; Saccharomycetales; Saccharomycetaceae
Gene: GCD6
Product: translation initiation factor eIF2B catalytic subunit epsilon
Exons: 1
Coding region: 1-2181 (726 amino acids)
Biological process (GO): biosynthetic process
Cellular component (GO): eukaryotic translation initiation factor 2B complex
Molecular function (GO): translation initiation factor activity; guanyl-nucleotide exchange factor activity; translation initiation factor binding
Source: RefSeq, a predicted model, not a curated record
AUGGCAGCUAAAAAAGGAAAACCUUCAAAGAAAGGUGGUAACAAUAAUUCAAAUAGAGAUGAAAUGGAACAAGACGACCGUUUGCAAGCUAUCGUUUUAACUGAUUCUUUUGAAACUAGGUUUAUGCCUUUGACUGCAUCAAAGCCUAGAUGUUUAUUACCUUUGGCAAAUAUUCCAUUGAUUGAAUACACUCUGGAAUCUUUAGCGAUGGCUGCUGUUAAAGAAGUUUAUUUAGUCUGUUCAGCUCAUGCUGACCAAAUUAUCGAAUACAUCGAAAACUCAAAAUGGAAUUUACCUUGGUCUCCAUUUAAAGUCACCACAAUUAUGUCGCCGGAGUCACGUUCAAUUGGUGAUGCAAUGAGAGAUAUUGACAAUAGAGGGAUUAUUACCGGAGACUUUAUUUUAAUAAGUGGUGAUUUAGUUACAAACAUUGAAUUUGAUAAAGUGUUAGAGUUCCAUAAGAAGGCUCACCAAAAUGAUAAGGAUCACAUUUUAACUAUGUGUUUAAGUAAAGCUACCGGUUAUUACAAAACAAGAUCUAUCCAACCAGCUACAUUCAUAUUGGAUAAAUCCAACAAUAAAUGUAUUUAUUAUGAAGAUAUCCCAUUAGCUCAUUCCAAAUCAAAAUCUGCCUUGUCUAUCGAUCCUGAAUUGUUGGAAGAUGUUGAGGAAUUCUCAUUGAGAAAUGAUUUAAUUGAUUGUAGAAUUGAUAUCUGUUCUCAACAGGUACCUCCAUUAUUCCAAGACAAUUUUGAUUACCAAUCUUUAAGAUCUGAUUUUGUCAAGGGUGUUAUCUCAAGUGAUUUGUUGAGAAAGGGUGUCUAUGCUUAUAUUACCGAUGAAUAUGCCGUUAGAGCUGAAAGUUGGCAUGCUUAUGAUGUCAUGUCUCAGGAUUUCUUAGGAAGAUGGGCCUACCCAAUUGUUUUAGAUGCAAACUUUUUAGAAGAUCAAACUUACUCAUAUGAAUCAUCUCAUAUUUAUAAAGAAAAAGAUGUUGUUUUAGCACAAUCAUGUAAAAUAGGUAAAUGUACCGCUAUUGGUUCAGGAACAAAAAUUGGUGAAGGCUCUUCCAUCGAAAAUUGUGUUAUUGGUAGAAAUUGUCAAAUUGGUGAAAAUAUAUCAAUUAGAAACAGUUAUAUUUGGGACAAUACCAACAUUGGCAAUAAUUCUAUUAUAAACCAUUCCAUUAUUGCAUCUGAUGUUAAUGUUGGAGCCAAUGUCUUAAUUAAUAAGGGUUGUGUCAUAGGCUUUAAUGUCACAAUCGAUGACAACAUGGUUGUACCAGAGUCGACAAAGUUAUCAUCCGUUCCAAUCAAAUCAGGAAAUAACGAUAUGUUCUCUCAAGGAUUAUCAGAAGAUAGUGAUAGUGAAGCAGCAGAAUCAGUUAUUGAUAAAUCUACCAAAUGUGAUGUUCUGGCUGUUGAUAUUGUAGGUGAAAAUGGUGUUGGUUAUGUAUAUGAAAGUGAUGUUUCUGAUGAUGAGGAGGACAGCAUCUCCGGAAACUUAAAGAAUGCUAACUCUUUGGUAAACCAGAUGGAGGAAUUAUAUUUAAGUGAUGAUUCUAUUGCUUCUGCGACUACUAAGACCAAGAAGAAGAGAACAAUGUCCUCCAAUAGUAUGUAUACCGACAAAGAUGAUACUGAGUUUGAAGAUGAUGAAGACUUUGAAGAGGAAGGUAUUGCGACUGUCGAAAGAGCUAUCGAAAAUAAUCAUGAUCUAGAUACUGCUAUGUUAGAAUUGAAUACUUUAAGAAUGAGUAUGAACGUAACUUAUCAUGAAGUUAGAACUGUUACUAUAAUGUCGAUGUUAAGAAGAGUGAAUCAUUUUAUCUUUACUCAAACAUUAGGUGCUAAGGAAGCUGUUGCUAAAGUAUUCAACCAAUGGGGUAUGCUAUUUAAAAGACAAUGUUUUGAAGACGAAGAUUUUAUUGAUCUGAUUAAUAUCAUUCUGGAUCAAGUUCUAAAAAUUGACUUCGAAAAACCUGAGUUAAUUUUAUUUGUAGCAUUGAAUUCUCUGUAUGACAAUGACAUUCUAGAAGAAGAAAACAUUUAUGAAUGGUGGAAGACUAUUUCUCAGGAAACUAAAUAUAGUUCUGUUACAAGCUUAACUGCCAAAUGGGUAGAAUGGUUACAAAAUGCCGACGAAGAAUCUUCAGAAGAAUCCUCAGAAGAAGAAUCUUAG